AUGGGGAUGAGCAAAACGGAGAUCAAUUUGCGGAGAUUGCUUUCCGUUGCACCUAAUCAGCAAAAUCAGUCAAAGCUUACGCAUUAUGUUGCUACUUUGAGGGAACUAUUAGAACAACUCUCCCAAGAGAAGACGACACCUCAAUGCCUUCCCACAGUUACAAAGGCUGCUAAUAAGGUUAAUGAAUACUAUGAAAAGAUUGAAGCAAUAGCUGAUCAAGUGCCCGACGCAGAGGUACCUGAUGAGUCUUUUGCAAAGGGCUUUACCAACGAAAGCUCUUCAAAGAUAGAAGACGAUACUCCAAGCCCCACUUCGCCACAGCUGAGAAGAAGAAUAGUGUCUACAAGUUCCAUGGAGCAAUGCUAUGAUACUUUUGAUGCUGAUACAUCCAAACCAAUAAAACUAGACUCUGCAGCUCAAGCGCACAUUGACAAGCAGAGAAAGCUUCAAGAGGAUCUAACUGAUGAAAUGGUGGGACUUGCAAGACAACUCAAGGAGACAAGUCAAGCGAUAAGCCAAUCUGUGCAAAAUACAGAGAAGAUACUUGAUUCUACCGAGGAGGCCAUUGAGCAAAGCUUAGCGAGCACAGGACACGCAACCAUAAGAGCCACAAAGAUAUAUUCACAAAGCUCAAAGACAAGUUGCUUCCAGUGGCUCUUGAUCUUCGCCAUGACAUGUGUGUUUAUAAUGGUUGUCCUGUUGAUCCGAGUCACAUAG
Camelina sativa (false flax) is the source of this 717-nucleotide messenger RNA. RefSeq lists its product as uncharacterized. Gene Ontology annotation, cellular component: SNARE complex; endoplasmic reticulum. Gene Ontology annotation, biological process: retrograde vesicle-mediated transport, Golgi to endoplasmic reticulum. The record is from RefSeq and is a predicted model, not a curated record. NCBI's taxonomy places the organism in Eukaryota, Viridiplantae, Streptophyta, Magnoliopsida, Brassicales, Brassicaceae. Gene Ontology annotation, molecular function: SNAP receptor activity.